GUGACAUGAGUCAGUGACUUACGGAUGCCGGUGAGGACACCCUCAUGAUUGUCAGCGACUCGAUGGCGACUCGUCCUGCCCUCCUUCACACUCUCGCCGAGUGGGAGUCAUGAACUGCUGCAAGGUGACGCGUCUCCUGAUUUCGACCCAAACUUCCAACGAGACGCGCCGCGCCACUCUUUGCCCGCUCUGAGUCUCCGGUCAGACAGACAGACAGCCGGACUCUCGCCUGACACCCGGGCCCCCUCCAGCAACCGGGACCUACCGCGCGAAGCAGUGUGGCCACAAGCCGGCCGAGCGAGCGGUGUCAGCGGCGGCAACCCUGCGGGGAAUGUCGGCCGGGGCCGUCGCUCCUGACGUCGGCCUCCUUCCUCGCGUGUCACAGCAGCGCAGCCAGAAUGAGGUCCAAGUGUGUCCACUGAAGCAUGACGAGGGAGGAGCAGCAUGGCGGCGUCAGGCCUAACCCGGAGCCUCAGUCUGUUUCCAGUCAGCCACAGCGUUGCCUGACGGUAAUGUGAACUCCAGUCGAGGGCACAACUUUUCUCCUACAGCGGUCCUCAGUUUCUCUCAGCAGCCAAUCAAAUGCUUACUGACAAUAAACUGGCCAAUCAUGGCAAGCAGCACAGCGGGGACGGACGAUCUCAAAUAGCCGCCGUCAACCUGCAGGCUCCGCCUCAGCAGCAGCAGGCGGCCACCGGUCACCUGGGGCCCAAGAGCCGCCUUGGCGCCGGGGGGGGCCAUGGGGUCCACAAAAGCAACUCUGCGCCAAAGGCUGCCAGCCAAUCGGCGAGCAGCGUCGGAGGGAUGCUAAAAACCAAAAGCAAGCGGGAGAGGAGCGUCUCUGUGGACUCUGGUGAUUUGCGGCACGCUGCUCCUAAAGCCCUGGAGGCCGACGCCAAGGCAGAGGGUGUGACACGCAGUAAGCGGCGCUGUGUCCUGGAGAAGAAGCAACCAUACAGUGGAGAUGAGUGGUGCUCUGGCCCUGACACGGAAGACGAUGAGGACAAGCCACGCUCCACAACUCACCGUGAGCGAGGACAGCCAGGUCCCAGGCAAGUAAAUCCUGAUCAUCCAUCUGCCGGGCCCACACCUGAACCUAUAAUGGCUCGUGGACCUGGAACUGGACCUGUACUGAAGGCGGGACCGGCGCCGCCGUCCUCACAGCAAAUGCUGUAUGUUUUCACAACCAGCCUGGCCAACAGCGCUGCAGAGGCAGUUAUGAAAGGAAAGAUGGAUUCCAUUCUGCAUUUUCACCAGCAAAAUGUUCCACGAGCCAAGCUGGAGCAGGGCUACCAACCGGGGAGGAUCUCAGAGAAGGUGAACUCCAGCUUGUCUCCACCGACAGGCACCCCGAAAUCCAAAAGUGGAACUCCACAGCCCGUGUCCACAGGAGGCGGCGCACCCUUGUUCGCAGCAGGAACACCGACAUCCGCAGGACGCUCUGAUAAUGACUCCCCUCAAACCAGACUUGGUGGCCUCUCUAGCGGUAACUGCGUUCUCUCAAGUAGGCCGGAAGGAGAUGGCACAUCCACACCUGUUGGACCAGUCUCAGGAACUGCACACGGAGAGGGCCUCCCGGUUGCUACUCUCUCUCCAUCAGGGAGUCCCUCCAUCUUGUCUGCACAUUUACAGAGUGACACAGGCCAGAGGAGUGGCCCCGGGAAUGCCGGCAGUCUUUCCAAGGAGCAGCUGGAACACAGGGAGCGUUCUUUGCAGACUCUGAGGGACAUAGAGAGACUGUUUCUACGGACUGGAGCAAGAGGAGGCCCUGGUGACGGCAACAGUCAUCUCCCAAAUAACGCUUCCAACGUAAUAAACAGCGGUAGUACUGACCGAGGCGCCAUCCCUGAAGACGGUGACAAUGGUACAAACACUGGAGAUUGCAGUAGUAGUAGCAUGGCGCUUUCUGCUUUGGCCUCAAUGGGGGCCAUGAAGAAGUUUGAAGAACCACUGCAAUCCAUAAUGUCUCAAACACAAUCACUCAGUGCUGCCACUGACAGCCCCGAAAUGGACCCUCACCACAAUCUGCCACAGCAUCCUCAUCAUCAGAUGUCUUCACCUGGCCUUGACAUGGGUCCUUUACUUGGGCUGGAAGGGCUGACCCCAGAACAAAUCGCGUGGCGUAAACUCCAAGAAGAAUACUACCAAGAAAAGAGGAGGCAACAGGAAAUGCAAAAUCCUCAGCACUUUAGAAUGAUGACUGAGAUGGGAAUGCAUGGAGGUCCCGUGAUAAUGAGGGGACCCCCACCUCCCUAUCACAGCAAGCCUGGAGAUCAACAAUGGGGUUCUGCAAAUAUGAUGGGAGGAGGUAUGCCUGGAAAUGUACGAACGGUGGGCAUGCAUCAAGAAGGACCCGGUCGUCCAAAGUUCUUAGCACAUGCGCAGAGGGGUCCACCAGGUGGAGGGGUGUUUCCUGGCAGUCCAGGAGGACUGUUAUCUGUUGAUGGUCUAGGACCCCAAAGGCCCACGAGACCAGGGAUUUGGCUCGAGAACAUGUCUAACCACAUGGAUGGUGGAGGUUCGUUUCCCGGUUGCUACCCUCCUCAGCAUUUGCAGGAUGAACCAGAACUCGUAACUCGUGAGGAAUUGUUCCGCAUCGCGGAGAAACGGCAGGUACAGGGGCUUCCUAGGUUUGAAAUUGAACGGAUGAUUGCACAGCAGCAACAGGGCUCAAGAAUUGUGGAUAAUCCCGGGGGCCCAGACUUCUCCACUUUGGGUAUGGGCCGCGGUCCACCUUCUAAUCAAGGUGAUCCUAUGGACUUUCCUGGUUCACGGGAAAUGAUGGGCUCUCCUGUAGGGGGGCCUCAGAUAAGAGACGUAAUGGACUCUCCUCUAGGGAGCAACCUCUCAAUGCACAUGAACCCACAGAUAAAUAUUCAACAGCAGCACAUGACUCUCUCUCAAAAGCUCAGAAGGGGCGCUGGAAGAGGGGGGCCUUUAAGCGACUUUUUCAGUCCUGGAGAGAUAGCAAGAAUACGAGCAUCACAGAAUGAAAGAAGAAAUGUGGGAAUGAUCCCUGCACCUGAUGGACCAUUUCAUUUUCCAACUCAUGGCCCUUUCUCCAGUGGACCGGGUGAGGGGCCAUAUCCUCAACAACCUGGUUCCGAGAUGUUUGGGCCUGACCAGGAGGGUCGUAAUCAGAUGGGUGGUACAUCACGCCUCAGUCAUAUGCCCGUCACUGGAGACCUCAGAGGAAUGGGUCCUGGUUCUCGGCAUCCAACCGACCUAUCAGUCAAUGUUCACCCAUUGAGCUCUCCUACGGCGCAGCAUCCUCAUCAGCUCAGUUCUCCAUCCUUAAACCGAGAACCACCAGUUCAUCUUCCUUCUCCUUCUGCUCCAGGGCAGAAGUCGCCCUCCAUUAUUGCACCUAUUGGCCCUCACCCUCCUCUUCCGCCUGCUUCUGGCGCAGGGACACCUUGCUCUUCUUCCAUGAAGUCUCCCCAGAUAUUAGGGACUUCGAACCAUGAGUUGCACUCUCCUUCUGUCUCCCCUGGGCGACUCAAGUCCCCAGCCAUUGCUAUGGCCUCUCCGGCAUGGAUGUCUCCUAAAACAGAUCCUUCAAGUCCAGGAGGUCCGACCGUCGGCAGGGUAACAGGCAACGGAGGAAGUCAUCCUGAGACAGGGCGAUCACUACCCCCAAGGAGUUCCAACUCUACCCCAAGCAGCCAGCCAGGCUCGUUGAAUCCCGGUGUGACAUUUACAUCUUCGCCCGAUGCCCCGUCAUCACAGAACCCUCUGUCGCUGAUAAUGUCUCAGAUGUCCAAGUACGCACUUCCCAGUUCAACUCCUCUUUACCACGAUGCAAUCAAAACGAUUGCAACUUCUGAUGACGAGAUGCUGCCUGAUCGACCUCUUCUGCCGGGCGUCAGCAUCGGCGGAGGCAUGGGGAACCCUCCAACCUCCCAGAUCAUGGUCUCCCAGAGUUCCAUUGGUGCCCACAGUGAUUCUCAAAGCCCCUUGGGAAUUCCAAGCCAAGGUCCAGCGCAAUUGCCCCACGAUGCCUCGGAGCGCGUGUUGUCUUCCCCAAACCAAAUGGGCCUACCGCUCAUGAAUUCGGCCAUAAUGGGAGGAGGAAAUGAUGAACUGGGCCCUUGCAAUGUUUCGCCCAUGUCUCAAAACCAGAUGGCCGGUUUUGUCCGCAUGCAGCCAUCGUCUCAUGGGCGUAUGCGUUCACCCAUGGGAAGAAUGUCACAGAAUUUCUCUCAGGCCAGUGAGGAUAUUCUGCCACCUCAGCAGCUGCACCUGCUUAGUAAAGACCCCCACCAACGCCACGAGUCCUUCCCACCUCUGCCCAUGGGAGACGGUCCGGAUCUAAGCGAAGUCAUACGGCCCACUCACUCAGGGAUCCCUGAGUUUGACCUCUCCCGCAUCAUUCCAUCUGAUAAGCCCAGCAGCACUCUGCAGUAUUUCCCCAAGAAUGAACCACACCAGAAUCCAAACCAAGGCUCAACACCACAGCAGCCCACUCCCCAGCAGCUCCUCAAACACUUGUCUUCCUCUGGUCCUCCACAUGGAGGUAUCUCCUCAUCCAACCCCCACUUGGCCAAUCUACAGAACAUGAUGGCUGAGCAGCAGCUGCCACCUCACCCCUCACAUGGCGGACCUGGCCAAAGCAUGGGUGUUCUUCCUGGAAACGCCAGGGGAAUAAUGCCUGGUGCGGGCAUGGGGCCCAUGUGCCCACCUGGGCAUAUGAUGGGAAGGACAGGCCCCAUGGGUCCCCAGCAGCAGCUCCAGCAACAGCAAGCCAUGAUGGCCAACAGUCUUCUCCAGCAUCCCUCCAAUCCUUAUCCUGGAAUGAUGUCAUCUCAGCAGCACCAGCACAACCUGAUGGCGCGGCAGAGCGUGAUGAUGAUGCAGGCCAAGCAGCGAGGCAUGCCCAUUCCGGGAGAUCCCUUUGGCCCCCAGGCUCCUUUGAUGUCCCCUCAGGGUCCCAUGAUGGGCCCUUCACAUGCACAGACGGGAAUGAUGGGACACCAGUCCCUCAGACAGAGGGGAAUGUCUCUGGACAGCCCCAUUGGCUACGGCCCUGGCAGUAUGGCCAAUAUGCCUUUUUGAUCCACCUCACGUGGCCUGUAAAAGCGUCUCCAUUACAUUAGCAUUGUGUCCACGCUUUUUCAUUUUUCUUUCUUUCUUUCUUUCUUUUUUUUUUUUAUUCUCGCUUGAAAUGUUAUAGCUGUACGUCAGUAAUGAUGGUCUCCACAUUGCUACUGAUUUACAUGUUGGAUAUUUAAAAGCACUAUAAAAUGGUUUGAUGUUAAAAUCUGAAGCGCUUUUCUAAAAUACUGUAAAAUAUGUACAUUAAAGAUGUGCUUGUUUGUCGGGAAUCAUGUGGCAGUUACAAGAGGAGUGCCUACAAUUUCUAUUUUUUUUUUGCUGAUUCGUUUUCUCCAGUUACCAAAAUGUUGUGCAAAAAUCAAACUCCCUUCAAAAAAAAAAAACAAACAAAA
Dunckerocampus dactyliophorus (ringed pipefish) is the source of this 5447-nucleotide messenger RNA. RefSeq names its product bcl9 like (gene bcl9l). Gene Ontology annotation, biological process: positive regulation of transcription by RNA polymerase II; canonical Wnt signaling pathway; negative regulation of transforming growth factor beta receptor signaling pathway. The record is from RefSeq and is a predicted model, not a curated record. NCBI's taxonomy places the organism in Eukaryota, Metazoa, Chordata, Actinopteri, Syngnathiformes, Syngnathidae. Gene Ontology annotation, molecular function: beta-catenin binding; transcription coactivator activity. The coding region runs from base 583 to 5055 and encodes 1490 amino acids. The transcript has 9 exons. Gene Ontology annotation, cellular component: beta-catenin-TCF complex.